CAACCAUGCCCACCCCCAGCGGCAGCCCCGAGAGAGAGGGCUCCACAGGGGGACCCAACCAGCUGGAGUGUCCCCCCUCCUCUCCCCCUGGCAUGGACCAUUCCAUGGGCAGCCCCCUGCUCAGCCCGGACUCAACUUGCCAAGAUGCCAUGCUCUCAGCCCCCGCCGCCUCCCCCGCCGACUCUGAGAGCCUGAGUCCUGACGAGCUAGAGCUGCUGGCCAAGCUUGAGGAGCAGAACAGACUUCUGGAGGCAGACUCCAAGUCGAUGCGUUCGAUGAGCGGCUCGCGGCGGAACAGCGGCUCGUCCCUGGUGUCCAGCUCCUCUGCCUCGUCCAACCUGUCCCACCUGGAGGAGGACACCUGGAUCCUGUGGGGACGCAUCGUCAACGAGUGGGACGAAUGGAGACGCAAGAAGGACAAGCUGCUCAGGGAGCUGAUCCGUAAGGGCAUCCCACACCACUUCCGGGCCAUCGUGUGGCAGCUGCUUGGUAACGCCACAGACAUGCCAGUGAAGAACCAGUACUCUGAGCUGCUCAAGAUGUCCUCGCCCUGCGAAAAGCUCAUCCGCCGGGACAUCGCCCGCACCUACCCCGAGCAUGAGUUCUUCAAGGGCCAGGACAGCCUGGGUCAGGAGGUGCUCUUCAACGUCAUGAAGGCGUAUUCUCUGGUGGACCGGGAGGUGGGCUACUGCCAGGGCAGUGCCUUCAUCGUGGGCCUGCUGCUCAUGCAGAUGCCGGAGGAGGAGGCGUUCUGUGUGUUUGUGCGUCUGAUGCAGGAGUACCGUCUGAGGGAGCUUUUCAAACCAACCAUGGCUGAACUAGGCCUCUGUAUCUACCAGUUUGAAUACCUGCUGCAGGAGCAGCUCCCGGAGCUGAACGUCCACUUCCGUUCUCAGAGUUUCCACACCUCCAUGUACGCCUCCUCCUGGUUCCUGACUCUCUUCCUCACCUUCCUCCCCAUGCCGGUCGCCACACGCAUCUUCGAUAUCUUCAUGUACGAGGGUCUGGAGAUUAUAUUUCGUGUGGGCAUGGCCAUUCUGCAGUACAACCAGACUGACCUCAUCCAGCUGGAUAUGGAGGGCAUGUCUCAGCACUUCCAGAAGUUGAUCCCCCACCAGUUUGACAGCUGCCCAGACAAGCUGAUCCUGAGGGCCUACCAGGUCAAAUACAACCCCAAGAGGAUGAAGAAGUUGGAGAAAGAGUACACCACAAUCAAGAACAAAGAGAUGGAGGAGCAGAUAGAGAUCAAGAGGUUACGCACAGAGAACAGGCUUCUGAAGCAGAGGAUUGAGACAUUGGAGAAGGAAAGUGCUGCUCUCGCAGACAGGCUGAUACAGGGUCAGGUGACGCGGGCGCAGGAGGCGGAGGAGAACUAUGUGAUCAAGCGGGAGCUGGCGGUGGUGAGGCAGCAGUUCAGCGUGACCAGCCAGAACCUGGAGAAAGCCCAGGACACCAUCGGAGAACUGCAGCGGGAGAAGUACACAGAGCAGUUUGUGACCGGUCUGCAGAUGCAGCUGGAGCAGUCCCGGCUGCAGGAGGCAGAGCUACUGGGGGCCCUCAAAGAGAUGCAGGACAAAAUACUGGACCUAGAGAAGAGGAGCAGCUCUCUGCCUGAUGAGAACAACGUGGCCCAGCUGCAGGAUGAGCUGAAGCUGGUGAAGCUCCGAGAGCUGGAGACACUGCACUCCUUCAGAGAGAUGCAGGACACGGUGACCGAGCUCAACCAGCGCUGGCAGCUCCACAUGUCAAAAGGUGGCGGGGGUCACUGGAAGGAAUCCCCCAAGAAGAAUGCCCUGAAUGAGCUGCAGGACAAGCUGAUGGGGGUGCGUCUGAGAGAGGCCCAAGCCCAGGCUGAACUCAGGGAGGUCAAACUUCAAGCCAUACAGCUGGAGAGCCAGAACCAGAUUCACAGCAAGCUGAUUGGGCGCCAUGAGGUGGAGAGCGCCGCCAUGCAGGAGAGGCUGCAGCAGCUGGCGAGCCAGAACAAGGGGAUGCUGGCCCAGCUCACCGAGAUGAAGAGGAAACAGGCCGAGCUCGACUGCAAGAGUAAAGAGGAGGUGAUGGCGGUGCGCUUGCGGGAGGCUGACAGCAUGGCUGCCAUGGCUGAGUUCAGACAGAAGAUAGCUGAGCUGGAGAUACAGAAGGAGGAGGGUCUGAUCCAGGGCCAGCUGAACCACUCUGACUCCAGGCAGUAUAUCACCCAGCUUCGAGACCAGAUCGGAGAGCUCAAGAAUGAGAUCAGGCAGCUCCGCGGGCAGCGCUCCAAGUUCGCUCCUAGUUCCCGGGAUGGGGGCGGGGGCUACCCGGAUCUGUGUCUAGCUAGCCCCUCGUCAGCCGGAGGCGACUACCUGAGCUCAGAUGAGGACCUUCUCCCCAGCCCCAUCCCCCCUAACGCCAUGUACCCCGCCCUGCCCCACCCCUCGGCCAGGCUGGACAGCGAGGGCAGCACCGACAGCGAAGCAGAGGCCCACCCGGACCACCCCCACCACGGCCCCUCGCAGCAGCUUUACACUAGCAUGGUGUGUGCUGAGGUCCUGGACAACUGAGCCAUGGAAGUCCCUGGAACUACCUGGUCCUGUACUCAGUAUCUCUUUAGUAUUAGAGAUGCCGUACUCGCCCCAACUUUACUGUACUACUGUUUUCACCCUAAACUACUGUAACCUGUAACGGACAUCCUCCCCUCCUCCUCCUUCAUGUUGGUGCCAUGGUCUCUCCUCUUUUUGUCAUUCUCUUUUCUCCAUUUCCCCCUUUUACUUCUCUCUUCUCUCCUAUCUCUCUUCACUUAUCCCUCUCUUUAUCUCCCUCUCUCUCCCUCAAUCUCUUUCUCCUCUACAUUCUCACAGACCCUGUAUUCCCUAUGGGGGUUGAGUCAAUUCCAGUCCUAUUUCCCUGUCCUGUCCUUGGCAUUAGUUUCCACGCUGCACUCCGGUCCUGAGUGAAGAACAGGUAACUUCAGUAUGCUCGCUCACUGUGCAGCAAGCAUAUCCUAUCCGCACAGAAAGCCGAGAAAAUAAAAGGGAUUGAAAAUGGACCAAAAAAAUUGCUUUCAAUACUCCAACCGUACCACACAGCAGUGACUAUGAGAUGCAUCGGACAUCACUUUGAUUAAAUGAUUCCCCUCAAGUUUGUAAGGACUUCAAUAUGGACUUGGGAUCGCUAAAAGAGGAUAUGGAUGGAUGACUUGUUGGGCUUGACCCUGCUCGUACUGUACUGUCCUGUGAGCGAGAUGUGGGACUUACCGUUUCCCUCCAUCUUUCUCUUUCCUCCUCCUUUUCUCUCUCUCUGUCUAUUUUUGUCAUUUCAUCAUUCCAUGAAGACCCAUUGGCCACCUGCACUGCCUGUCAACAUGGAAACAACCAUCCACUGUAACCUCACAAUGCACACUUCAAAACAAAUGAGAGCGAGAGGGAAUGAAGGAAGGAUAGAGGUAGGAAAGGAGUAUGGUAUGGACUUGUACACAUCAAUAUCAUAGGGAUGUUACUAGAUGACAUCACAUGCAUAGAUGAAUAUUAACCAUUUACCUUACUGAAAUAUGUUUGUUGUGUCUGUCUUGCAAAUGAAACAAGGCAAGCGAAUUACGAUGGCUAAUGUCAACCACAAAAGAAUCUCAACGUUGCCAAAUCUUAGGUCAUUUUUCUGCUAUUAUUUAUGUUCUUAUUUAUUUUAAUAUUUUUAUAUAUCUAUAUAAAUAUAUAGAUACCAACGGCGGCCAAACCAUUAUAUAUACGCUGAGUUCCCUCGCUCCUUUGUGCCAACUUGAAUCCUGAGGCUGAGGUGUCAACGGACGGCGUCCUUGACGAUUCAUGUCAGAGAGACGGAACGAAUGCGCUGCUAUGAUUUUCCUUUUUUUCUCCCAGUCUUCUUUUAUGUUAUGUUCUAUCUGCUCGACAGGCAGUCGAACUUUACACCCCGUAGGAAUCAGUUGUGAGUGCGAAAGGUCCUGGUAAGAAAUAGUUGAACGGUGAUGGCUAUGCUUCAUAAUGAUGUCUCUACUUAUGACUUAUGCAAUACCCACACAUAAACAACUCCUUUAUACUCUAUUUGAAAUGUGUUACGGCAUUUUUAAACCCUAAGAGCAUGUAUCAACCCACAAGUGUUUAUUAGAGGACAGCAAUGGCUCAGUCAAUCAUUCAUUUUGUCUCAUGGUGAGGCUGGAGUUUACUAGUUUGGGACUGCUUGGCAUGUGUCCGUCCAAAUGCUGUGUGAGUGACGUGAAGGGGUUCAUUUGAAGUUACCAACAACAACAAAAAGAGAAUUUGUUGGAAUUGACUAAUCAGAGGCAAAAUAAUAAUCAUUUACCAGCUACAAGUGUACUGAUCAGAUCAUCAUAAAUAUCAUUAUCAAGUUGGA
Oncorhynchus gorbuscha (pink salmon) is the source of this 4350-nucleotide messenger RNA. RefSeq names its product EVI5-like protein. NCBI's taxonomy places the organism in Eukaryota, Metazoa, Chordata, Actinopteri, Salmoniformes, Salmonidae. The transcript has 19 exons. The record is from RefSeq and is a predicted model, not a curated record. The coding region runs from base 6 to 2546 and encodes 846 amino acids.